UCUGUCCAGCUGCAGAACAACACAAUGACGUGGAACAUGUUCACGUUUUGUAAAGAUGAAGUUAUGUGACAAUUAUUUGUUUACGAAUUAAGUUAUUUGUGUCCCGUCCUGUGCAUUUAAAUGAAGCAGAAAAACAGUCAGACAGGGCAGCUAACGAGCAGACCUUCAGUCCACUGUUACUUCCGCUUUUCAUUGCCCAUACAAGCGGCGAAGUUCACGUUGGUGCCAAGUUGGUGUUUUUUUUUUAUAAAACAUGGUUCACAAAAAAGAGUCUGAAUCCGAGCCUCGGUUCUACGGUUUGACCAGAACAGCCUCCGCAGUGUUAACUCACCUCAUCUCCUUCAGCUUCACUGUGUUUAUCACACUUCUGUCUCGGCCCGGAACAAGUUGGUUUUCUUGGCAUCCUUUCCUGAUGACACUUGCUUUUGGCUUCCUCAUGACGGAAGCCAUCCUCGUCUUCUCACCUCAUGGCUCUUUCAUCAAAAAGUUAUCACACAAGACCAAAGGCCGUGUUCACUGGAUCCUGCAGUGCCUCUGUGUGUUUUGUGCAGUCCUUGGCCUGGCUGCCAUCUUUUACAACAAACAUCUGAACGGUAAAGCCCACUUCACCACAGGGCACGGUGUGCUGGGCCUUCUCACAGUGUGCGUGGUUGCUGCACAGUCUUUGGCAGCUGCACCUCUCAUUUACCAUUCUUUAGCCAAAGGCUGGUCCCUCGCCAAGCUGAAACGGUACCACGCGGCGUCUGGACUCAUCACCUACCUGCUUGGCAGUUGCAGCCUGCUCCUCGGGCUCUGCUCUGCGUGGUUCACUGAGUCUGUCGGGGAAUACACUUGGUACCUGUCAGCGCUCUGCCCAGCUCUCGGUACCCUCAUCAUAAUGAACCAAGUCUCCAGUGCUUACAUCGCCAAAAAGCGGUUGCAGUCCUGACAAAAAAAACAUUUCUGACAGCUUUAGUACCCGCGCAAGAAUUGCCUAAGAGAUUUAAUUUAUACUGUAAGUGAUCUACUAUUGUGAUUUACAUGAAAGACAAUGAUUUUGAUUUCUACUACGACAUCCCCUGAAUUUAGUUUCAAUCCUGCAUUUUUUGUAUUUGUUUUUGGUUAGUGAUUUUGUGACAUUUAAAUAAACCACAUGUUGUAAUUCCAAAGAUAUGUUCUGACAUAAAAUAAUUUGACGGUAUCAGUGAUUUACACUACAAUAGAACAUUGUUUUAUUGUUAAAAUAACAUUGAUAACACAGUCAUAUUUAACUUUGAUUUUAGGCUGCAUGUAUGAAAUUCUUACUGGGUCAGCCAUUAAUGAGUCAAAGUGAACAAAAAAGUUUUAAAAAACGCAAUUACAAAAAAACCCAAUAUAUUUUACAUCAUAAAUAAGUACAUUUCAGUCACUUUUACUGAAUUUAGGGACACAACUGUCAUGUGAGUGAAAUGCUGUAGGUAAUGGGGGAGAAUAAAAAUAUUCCAGAUAAACAGAAGAUGUAGAGUUUCCAACUGAUUGAAGAACAGAGAAUAAAGACAUGGGGUCAACUCAGUUUGAUGUACCUUGUAAAGUUCACAUUCCUUACAAAGUGCUACCUCCACCUUCAAAUCAAAAGCGAACCAAAUCACAAGUUCUCGUAACAAGCUGAAGAAAACCGCAAACCUCUUGAUUGUAAUGAAAUAGCCC
Melanotaenia boesemani (Boeseman's rainbowfish) is the source of this 1665-nucleotide messenger RNA. It is a transcript of the gene cyb561d2, whose product is annotated as cytochrome b561 domain-containing protein 2. Lineage: Eukaryota; Metazoa; Chordata; Actinopteri; Atheriniformes; Melanotaeniidae. The coding region runs from base 254 to 928 and encodes 224 amino acids. Gene Ontology annotation, molecular function: transmembrane monodehydroascorbate reductase activity. The transcript is spliced from 3 exons. The record is from RefSeq and is a predicted model, not a curated record. Gene Ontology annotation, cellular component: endoplasmic reticulum.